Molecule: messenger RNA, 1520 nt
Organism: Geodia barretti
Lineage: Eukaryota; Metazoa; Porifera; Demospongiae; Tetractinellida; Geodiidae
Source: the annotation of a GenBank genome assembly
GCUCAGUGACCAUCUCGUGGAGUGCUCCAUUCUCUCUGGAUGUGACUGGUGUUGAUCCUGAUAUCUGGUACUCUGUCCUCAUCUACAAUGUGACAGAUGAGAACAACCCAACAGCCAUCCUCUGUACUGACUGUAUCAAUAUCACUGAGACACACUACACCUUCACUCCUGACUACCUCAGUCCUUGUCAUGUGUACAACUUCUCUGUCAUCCCUCUGAAUGGAGCUGGCCAGGGAGAGAGCAGUCCCUUUAUCUCUGGAUAUGUUUUGAAGUUGUCAGCACUUAUAAAGACUCACAUCCGAGCUAUCUCUAUGGAGAAGACCAAAGUUACGUUUAUGAGUAAUCCCACCGGUGAGCUUUGUAGUAGCUGGAGAGUCACUCCUGAUGUAGUGGAUGAUGAUCUUGUCAUUGAAUUGCCUCUAUCACCAGAAGGACCAGAUGUCACCUACCAACUCCGUGCUGACAAUAGAUAUUCAUUCCUGGUGUCCCUUUCUAGUGGAGUAGCCCUCCUGUGGAUCAAUUUCACUACAUAUGAUGUCCAGAGUGCUGCCGCUGACACCACCAAGGGUACCAAUAAUGAGAUCACUUUCACUGGAGAGUUCAUUGAAAACACAAUGGCUAAAGGGUGUUUCGUAGUUUUACAGGGUGAAUAUGGAAAUCCUGAUGUAUUCAGAGCCCUACUACGGCCUGAUGACUCCAGCACUUAUGUACAGAGUACUAUUCAUAACAUUUUAUCUUCAACGUACCAUAUGUUAGUGUAUGACCUUGAGGAAGACGGGACUGCCUAACAGCCAUCCUGCUGUUGAACAGAACGCUAAUGUCACUGUUCUUGGGAAUGGUCCCAUCGCUGAUGCAGAAUCUCAAUUUCUUAACAAUGGCAGUGUUUACGUGAAUGGGGUGACAGUGAAGGUGAAUUGUAAGUUCAAAGAAGGUAUAGAUGGAGCCUCAUGUGUCCUGGUCUAUCGAGAGUAUGGUAACAAGACACUAGUGGUGGAGGAAUAUCCUAAGAACAUUGUCUUCCCUGUGACUCUGACUGUUGAUGGAGAUCAAUACACAUUCGCAGUCUUUGGAAAGAGCAGUUUUGAUUUAGAAGAAAGACCAAUUGCUGUCAGAACUAGUACCACAACACCACAGACUGAAGUAACUAUUUCAGGCAAAUAAAUGAAACUCAUGCAGAUGAGGAGGGGACAAUGGAGACGCAAGUUGUUGCCAUAUCUAUAGGUACAGCACUAGCAGGUGUUAUGAUAUGUCUCACAGCAGUGUUGGUGCUGCUGGUGGUAGUCAGACAGUGCCACACACACAGGAAGAAGCGAUCUGCUGCACCAGUGGCAGUGUAUGAUGAGGUAGUUCUUCCCCUGACCACCACCUCCUCCAUUCCAACUGAGCCGUCUCACACUACUACCAUCCCCACUACUGGCAAUGUGGCCUAUGAGACCACAACUCCCAUCAACACUGCUCAUAAUGUGGCUUAUGAAACUCAUAAUGUUCAGUCCACUGAUGCUGUCCAUUAUUAUAUAUAG